GCGCCUUCAGUCGGCGUCCGUCGAGCGCCGCGUUGCGCCGAGCCGCCGGCGAGCGGGCGUCGCCCCUCCCUCGCGGCCCGCGCCCCGCCGUACCGCCCGCCUCCUCCAAUCUCGAGCACUUGCCGGCAAACUCGAACGACCUCUUUUCGCUAACUAACGUCGCACCGUGUCUGAUUCCCGCCGCGAAACUGCGCUCGAUUUCUACGCUACCGUACGACAUACGAGAUUUUACUGAAAACAAAAAAAAAAAUCAAUUGAUUGCAAUUAUUGAAAAUUAUCAACAGUUUUUGAAGUUACAAAACUUUUUUUUUCCAAAAUAAACUAUUAAAACUUGGUAAAAGUUAGGUCCUCGUAAUGUUUUGGAAAAAAUACAUGGUUGUUUAUUGAGUUGAAAGUAGAGGAAAGAGUAAUAGCAUGGUGAUGUUGGUGCGCGCGCGGCGAGGAUGGUCGGGCUCGGUAGAUGCGAGAGCGCCGGCGGGCGCGUAGGUUACCGGAGCCAUGGAUUGCUGCAACUACAGCGAGUACCGCGCGCACGGACAAUACGGCGCGGGCGCCGGCUGGGAGGGCUACGUCGGCUACGCGCCCGUGCCAUACGCGCCCUAUGCGCAUGGCUACUAUGCACCGCAUGCGCAUGAUCCAUACGCACGGUACUAUCGAUAUGACUAUCCUGGACAUCAUAUGCAUCAUGCUGAACAUGUCAUGCCUAUGGAUUAUGGUGUGUACGCAUCUAAAGAGGCACGCGUGCGACGUGCUUUAGCGCGACGAGAGCAACGCGCCGUCGCUCAUACAACGCAUAUGCCGCUCACAUCAGCUCCCUCUUCAGAAUGCGGUAUGAACAACCGAGGUUCCGCAUAUUGCGAACCGCAUAUGUGGACUCCAUAUCAGACUGGCUUCAGUGCUGGAGGGUGGAACGGCGCUAGUGCAGUUAACGGAGGACUGUGGCCAUCUCGAGGAUCAUGUUCGCGUGACGUCAUGCGCUAUACACCAGACUGCAGGCCAGUUAAGGGUCCUCAUAUGAAUGUUCAAAACUACUUAUCCCAGGAUGGUCGAUCGGCGACGCCUUAUCAUAUGUAUGGCGACUCUUCGUUUAAUGGAGAAAGCGGUGCUAGACAUGGAAACUCAACAGACUACACCGUGUCUGAGACGCGUGCAGAAAUGGUUCGGUCAGAACGCGAACGUUUGCACACUGAAACAAGGCGAUCUCCCCCAGAAGAGAAACGUCCACCGCUGGUACCAUUACCGGCAUUUCAACAAGCAUUUGGCUCCACCGAAAUAGGAAAGUUUGCCGAGGCAUUUAGUCGUGCUGAAAUCGCACUGGACGAUGUUCCCGGUGAUAACUUUUCUUACGAUUCAUUUCAAGAGUGGGAUGGUCCGCUGGAGCCCCACUGGUCUUCUCAACCAACCUCACGCGAGAUUAAAUGUGAAGAAAAUUAUUAAAUCGUCGUCUUCGUCCUAGCUAAAUUUUAGAAAUAUUUGCCCGUUAGUUAAUUAGACAAUUUUAGUUCCACCACGUUGUUGCCAAAAAAUGUAGGGAGGAAGGUUUCGGAAUAGGUUUUAAAGAUGGGAGCUAAUGAAUUUUACAAGAAAUGAUCAAUCUAAUAGUGGUGUGACGUAUCUAAGUUAAUACAUGCCUAUUUAUAAUUCAUAAUAUAAAAGUAGAAAAAAAUAUUUAAGAAUUCCCUUUAACUAGUUUUAGGUUGAAUUAAUGAUAACAAAAAUCGUUGGGGACGUUAAAGAGAAGUGCUAAGUACUGCAUAAUAUAAUAUUAUAAUGUUAGUUUAACAUAGUAAAUCAUGACUCAAUGUGCCUUUAUUCGGAAAUACCUACCGGAAAUCGCGCGGCACUCCGCCCUUCUCUGAUUGCAAAUUGAUAUCUAGCGAAAAUCCAAUAGCAAUUAUAGGGACCAACGUUUAGAAAAUUAUACACGAUUCUCUCACAUAUUCGAAUGCAUAAAGGUCGGUUUUUGCUUAACCAAAACUACUUUUAAGGUUUAAUCUCACGUUUUUUUAUUGUCAUCGUAUUAUUUCCGACGUUUUGAAUACCACAAUAUUAUCUAUCUUACAGUUUUCGUGGUCACGGAAGACCUAUGGACUGGGAACUAAUAUAAUGACAAUAAAAAACGUCAAAUUAAAACUUAAAGUACUUUUAUAUAUACGGACUCAAGAAAACAGAAGAAAACACAUUUUUUUUACAUUUAGAAUAAUAUACCAGCACGAAUAUAGUGGAAAAGUUCUAAAAGUAAUGUAAACAAACAACAUACAUUUUGGGGAAACUAUAGUUGUACAAUAUAACAAGCUGAUUUGUGAACACAAGAAAUACCUUGGAAGCGCUAUGAUACUUUCAUUACCAUUUUUCAGUACAGAGGGAGACUUUUCGCUCAAAGCGACAAUUAAACUUUCAUGUCUACGUCAUUGAGUGCAUAAUGGGGUAAGAGGUGCCGCGCAAUACUAAAAUAUAUCGAUAAUAAUAUUAACAUUCGAAAAUUUUCAGGAACUAAUUGAGACAGUCAUGUAAGUAGGUGUUAGAUAGUUAAAUUUGAUAAACAUUUUAAAGAGAUUACUUAUUGAUAAAAAUGCUUUUUAAUAUAAAAUUUAGGGUCCAACAGUAUAAAUGAUGAUUUUAAUUGUUUGUUACAAUUAACAUAAAAACUUGGAUAAAGGGUGUGGAACCUUUAACAGAUUUAUCAAAUAUAUGACCCUUUUCUUUUCCAAGAAUAUUUUACAAACUGAAAAUAAACACGAAAUAUGUUUAUUUACUGCGUUUCUUGUAUGUUACGUCUUAAGAUAGAAAGGUACAUGAAUUUUUAUUAUUUUGGGUUGUAAUUGAGCUUUGAGAACUUAUACCUAAUACGACAAAUAUGAAAAUGGCCUUGUCGAAAUAAUAAUUCUAUAGUAAAAUAAAAUAUAUUUGAUUGAAUUUUGAAAAUAUGAUGUUAAAGUACAAAUAAGUAGAUAAAUUAAAUCUGAUUAAAAAGAUUAUCUCAGAUGCCUACUUCACAAUGCACUUGUUUCAAUAUUUCUAGUUUGGAGCACACCCUUGAAUAAUUUUUGAUAUUUAUUUCCAAUGAACAUUUUGAUACACCACUCUCACGUUUAUGGUCUGAUAGAGCAGAUUGAACAUUUUUUGCUAUUAAAAUAAAGCGGUGCAAUAAUAACAAUAACUUCCAGUCGUCUUCGUUUUAAUAUAGAAAAGAACUAUCAUGCAUCUAUAUUUACAGCUUCUUUCGAAAAGCCAGCAAAAAAAUUGGAGUGCCUUACGUAUUUAAUAUGAUAUGAAAUUAGGAUGGAUGAAUUUUAUUCUAGUAUAAUUCAAUGAAACACCAUAUAAUUGUAGCAUAAUUGAAAACUCUUUUCAAUGAAAUUCAUUGUUUAGGUACGGUAAUGAUUAGAACGAAGGUAAUUUAAUCAUGAUUAUGUCUAUAUUAAAAAAAUAUAUAAAUGAAAAUAAGAUAUACAUCGCUUUAUCAAUGUGUUAAUUACGUAUAUGCACUAUUAAUUGAUAUUUGGAAAUCAAUAUCACAUUUUUCGAAAUUAAAUGUCCAUUGGGUAAAUGAAUGUACCUACUAAAUUGAGCAAGUUUGAAAUUGUGUUGUAAGAAAUAACUUUAUGUUAUAUGUUUUUUUUAUAGAAAGAAAAGUAAAACUUAAGAAGAAUUCCAUAAUAUGUAAAUUUACUGCAUUUGAGUAUGUUUGUCGAUGUUGGUAAUACAUAACAAAUGUAGUCUGUGCCACAUAAUUAUGUAUAUACAAUAUACAUCUAAUUAGAUAGAACUAUUGUUAUAGUAUUAUGAUGGUAAUAAAUUUUACUGUAGACGGAUGAAUAUCCAUAAUUAAUAUUUACAUAAACAAUUUAGGUGUUCACAUAUAGAGCUUCCCGAAAUAACCCUCCUAUUAUUUGUCUACCACUCAGUAAUCGAAACAAAAAACAAUAAGUAAAUUGUUCCACGGCAAUCAAUGUGAAGAUAAUUUUUCCAAUUUUUUAAACUUUAUCUCUUUUAAGCAAUUUUAUUAUCUUCAUUAUCGUAAUAAUGAAUUUGUAGAUUUUAUGUAAGCGAAAAAUCGAGCGUUUUUUAAAUAGUGGGCAUCUGGCCACUAUUCUCUUAUAUUUUAGUAUAAGUUAAGAGGAUUGUUCUCUUUAAAAUUAAUGAAUGUACUAUGAGUGAAUAGUUUUUUUUUUUUCUAGAAAUGAGUUCCCAAUUUAGAUUUGUUAAAUAAAUAUUUGGCCAACAAAAUUUAGUGUAUAAGUUAUUAAUUAAAAUUGUUGAACCGAUAAAUUAUUAAAUUAACUAAUUGAAACUUAUUAUGUACCUAUCUAGUUCUAAUUAAUUAAUUAUUAGUAAACCUGUAAAUACAUAAUAUAUUUUGAAUGUUUCACUCAUAUCAAUCUAGAGAAACUGUCUUAUUAGCAAAUUGUAAGAUUUGAAUCCGAAACACUGAAAUGUUUGGUUUAUUCAAAUGAAUGUACGAUUUAAUUAAAUACAUG
Bombyx mandarina (wild silkworm) is the source of this 4481-nucleotide messenger RNA. RefSeq lists its product as uncharacterized. The record is from RefSeq and is a predicted model, not a curated record. NCBI's taxonomy places the organism in Eukaryota, Metazoa, Arthropoda, Insecta, Lepidoptera, Bombycidae.